Argiope bruennichi is the source of this 1330-nucleotide messenger RNA. Its product is annotated as putative carbonic anhydrase 3. The transcript is spliced from 8 exons. The record is from RefSeq and is a predicted model, not a curated record. Gene Ontology annotation, molecular function: zinc ion binding; carbonate dehydratase activity. Lineage: Eukaryota; Metazoa; Arthropoda; Arachnida; Araneae; Araneidae. The coding region runs from base 315 to 1151 and encodes 278 amino acids.
GAAAUCCGAUACUUGAUAAAAAAAAUCCCCAUUAUUCAUAAAAUAAUAUAAUGAGUAAAUUAGGAUAAUGGGAUAUUUCAAUUAAAAAAGAAACUGUUUCCUUUUCAAAUGGCACCUGUUUGAUUUGCUACGUGACAUAAAAAGGAGGUAAGGAAGGUGAAAAGGAAGAAGACAACAGGACCAGGAAGGAAGGAAGAAGUCUCGGAAAGUUGAUAUAGAUUUUCUGAACUUGAGUAUAAAAACAACAGAAUUAGUGCAUCUUGUGUUAAGAGGUACUUCCGCCUAGGGUAAUAUAGUAAGAAUUCAGUGGAAUCAUGGCUGUUUUUAUGAUCCUGACCAUAUUUCUGAUUGCAACAAAACUAAGUUCAGCCGGAUAUUGUGACAAAGACAAUGAAGAGACUUACAGUUAUCAUGGCUCCACAAAUGGUCCAAGACAAUGGCCAAGACUAUUUCCCGCCUGCAAUGGAGACAUACAAUCUCCGAUCGACAUUCAAACCAAUAAUGUGAGACGGGACCGUCAUCUCGACAAACUGUACUUCUUCGGUUACAAUACCCUUGUCAAGCAAGCUACCGUUGUAAAUGAUGGACAUACAGUGAUGAUAACACCUCAAGAUAAUGUCAAACGUGGGAUUACAGUUCAGGGAAUAGAUUACAAUCUUCAACAGCUUCAUUUUCAUUGGGGAUCAGAAAAAUACCCAGGCGGGGAGCAUACCUUGAAUGGACGCAAAUUUGAAAUGGAGGCUCAUUUUGUGCAUAAUAGCUCAGAUGGCAGAACUGCUGUCGUAGGAGUUCUGGUUCAGGCGGCGAAGAAAGAUAACAAAGCAUUCAAACCAAUUGUUGAAAUUUUGUCUGAAGUUCUGUACAAAGAUGAUUCUACACGACUGAAAUCUUCACUCUAUUUCAACAAACUUCUACCUGCAUCUCCGGCUUCUUAUUACGGUUACACUGGUUCUCUCACGACACCAAUGUGCACUGAAGGUGUCUCAUGGUUCGUUCUCCAAAAGACGCAAACAAUUGGAUAUAAGCAACUGGACUCCUUCUUGAAAAUAUACUCCGUCAAAAAAGAGGAUCGAAGCAAAGAAUGUCUGCUUGCACCCAACAACAGACCGCUGCAGAAUCUGAACGGCCGUGGCAUCUAUGCAUCCCCAUAGAUUGAAUAAAAAAUUGUUUCAUUUUUUUAAAAUCAUUUACUGAAUUUUAUGACAACUUUUUGUUUUAUCAUAUAUUUUAACAAAAUGCGUCAGAGCAGAUGUUUUCUUUGGAGUUUGUAAACAUUAAUAUGUAAUCCUUGUUGAGAUUUCAUGCCUAAAUAAAUGAAUUCUCCAAAAUA